Molecule: messenger RNA, 1568 nt
Organism: Carassius auratus (goldfish)
Lineage: Eukaryota; Metazoa; Chordata; Actinopteri; Cypriniformes; Cyprinidae
Product: E3 ubiquitin-protein ligase RNF220-like
Exons: 14
Coding region: 253-1434 (393 amino acids)
Biological process (GO): protein ubiquitination
Molecular function (GO): metal ion binding; ubiquitin protein ligase activity
Source: RefSeq, a predicted model, not a curated record
GUGGGGCCGACUGUCACUUUCUCAAGGGCGUGGCUCCAGUUGACGUUUACAUGCAGGUCCAUUAUUCAGAUCUAUUUGUUUUCAUCUGGCCACUUGUUAGCCUGUGAUGGCCUCGCUAUGAGACCGGUAUUGCUACUCGAUGUCUCGCUGUUGAUGAGCUUCAUUUAUGAGACACAUCUGCCUGGACUAGAUGAUUUUUAUCAUUGUAAAGAAUUCUCUUUAUUGCUCAUUGAAGGUUUAUAAUAAUAAAGAAUGUCUUUUUUGUUUGUCCCUCUGUCACCUGUCUCUCCAGGUAAAGUGAAGGCCCUGUACGACACUCAGACGCCCACGUGUCCAAUCUGUCAUGCUGUGCUGCGGCCAGGAGAGCUGCAAGAACACAUGGAGCAGGAAAUGGAGCGUCUAAUGCAGCUGCACAAUAGUCAGGUUCCCGCUCAAAAGGAGUGUCUUUCUGUUGGUGUGCCUAAGUCUCUGUUCUCAUUGCAUAUAAAGAGAGAGGGUUCCUCCUCUGCCUCCUCUCCACGUCCCGGAGAUGAGGCUGUGCACUCGGACAGGUACCAGACAUUUUUGCGAGUACGAGCAAACAGGCAAACAAGACUCAGUGUUAAGGAGCUCUGCUGGUGCAGGUGCUACGCCAAACAGAAAGUGAAAUCUGUUCAUGAUUGGCCUGACUGUGGAUUCCCACAUGUUUCCUCUUGCCCACUGUCUGCACGAACUGGGAAACUGAAAAGACGGAAAGCAGAGGAAGAUCAGAGAGACAGUGUGUGUGUUGUUGAUGAUGGCUCUGUGCUGACAGCCGGGAGGGAUUUCGAAUGGGCCGAACAGAGAAGAGUACAGAUGGUUUCUGUUCUCAGAGGCUUCAGCGGUUUGGUGAGCAGCACAUUGAAAGAACAUCAGGACAGUGAUGCAGAUCUGGAUGUGGACGGUGAUGAUACUUUGGAAUAUGGAAAAGCACAAUACACAGAGGCAGAUGUGAUUCCCUGUUCAGGAAAUGAACCCAGAGAUGCAGAGGAGAGGCCGGCGUUAAGAGGAGCUGUUUUAAAUGAUGACACAACUAGCAGGUUAUCUCCAAAGCAAACCAAGUUGGCAAACUCAGAAACUCCUACGACAAGCAAUGGAGAGUUUGACAACAAUAGAAGCACAACAUCUCCUACAACCUGUAAGAACAGCGAGUUAGAGAUCUUACCGGAGGACCCCUCCCUCAGUACGCUGGAGGUCCUGAAAACACGGAUCAGAGAUCUGGAGAAGCAGCUCACACGAGGGGACAGGUUCAAGUGUCUCAUCUGCAUGGACUCCUACACAGUACCUCUGACCUCCAUCCAGUGCUGGCAUGUCCACUGUGAGGAAUGCUGGCUUCGCACCUUGGGAGCUAAGAAACUGUGUCCACAGUGCAACACUAUCACCUCACCCGGGGACCUGAGACGAGUGUAUUUGUGAAGAGUUACAGCUGUGCUGUCAUCUGCCUGUUUGCACUCUAAACAAACGGAUCACUUUUACUGAGGGGAACCUUUCUGGGCUGAUGCAAAACUUAGAGGACGUCUUGCCUAACAGAGUCAUUGCCCAAAAGGUUC